AUGUCGUGCAGCCCAGAUAACAGCUAUGGGACCACCUGCCAGCCUAGGGAGGAAAACUUCGGCUCUCAGCGGAAGGGUCAGAAUGAGCAUAAGAGCCCAAUAACCAGCAAAGUGGCUUGCGAUCGUUGCCGCCAGCGCAAGAUCAAGUGUGAUCGUGUGAAUCCAUGUAAGCAAUGCCUCAAGAUAGGAGUGCACUGUGCCUAUACAUGUGGCAAAGCCAAAGAAAAGCGGCAGCGGGUCUUGAUAUCGAGUGCAUACGAGCAAAGGCUAGAGGACAUUUCGACCAAAAUUGACGAACUUGGCGAGAUAGUAAAACGUCUCGAUGAGCGCCAUGCUGUUGGCCGCGCAAAUCCAGGUAAACUGCGACUGCCAACACAUUCCUCCCUUCUGUCUAGCGGUACGAAAGCAAGCGAGCAGCCUCUGAGUCGAGCGGAAGGAAUCGAAUCCACGUUGUUCGCCCAUGUUAUCUUCACAGCUGAGGCUCUCCAGGCUACUGUGGCGGAUAGCCCUGGAGUAACUCCGGCGCUGGAUGCUUUGUGGACGACGGUCAAUGUCCAAAAGCAACAGAAUGAGACCCUGGAACGCUCACGGCCGUUUCGGAAGCUUCCUCCAGGCUUCAAUCUCAGGGACUUACCUAUCCCUCCCAUGGAUAAGAUCAUGGCAUGCUUAAGAAUCGCUCAAGAGAGCUCUCCCAGCCAGCUGUAUUGGCCAUUCGAGUUUGGGUCUCUGGCUGAUUUCACCCAAUACGUCAUCAAGGCUUGCUCGCCAGGUCCAAUCACAGAUAUGGAGCUGAUCAUUGUCCACUAUGGUCUUUCCUGGCUCUUCACCGAGUGCUCGAAUAGGGCCGGAGACGCGGCCGCCCGGCGGGAGUACGAGGCGCAAGCACUGACUUGUCGAGACAGCCUGGAGACAAUUAUAUCAAACCUUUCCAUCCAUACCGAUACAGACAUAGUUUCUAUCUGUGCCAUGUACAUGGCUGCCCUCCACUGCCUUCAUUGUGGAAAAGCCACCACAGCGUGGACGCUCAUUUCGAGGGCCUCGCUCAUGGGUCAAGCCAUUGGGUUGCAUAGCGCCAGCGGUAUAACAACUGAGCCAGCAGUACAGAGGAAGAUUGCUCUAUUCUGGGCGGUUUAUGUACUUGAGAAGUCAGUGUCGUUACGUCUCGGCAUACCCUCCACCAUCCGGGACCAGGAUAUUACAGUGCAGCGACUGCCCAUGGAUCGCAAGAUGGCAUCUCUGGUCUUUAAUCGGAUGCCUGACUGGAUAGAUGCAGCCAGCCUCUACGGGCGGGUUUAUGACAAUCUGUACAGUCCGAAUGCUCUGCAGCAGCCAUUUUCCGUUCGAGUGUCUCGUACCAAUGCCCUCGCUUCGGAGCUAGAACGAAUGAUGGCUGCGAGAGCUGACUUCUAUAACCGGCCGGACAAAUGGACUUGCCAUGUGGUACACCCUGUGUUAUCUAGGUUUAUCAUCCACGCCAACAAGGCUGUGGACUAUUCUACCUUGGCGUCGAUAUAUAGAAGUGCUCCAUCAGAGAAACCUUUCAGCAUAUCCUCUUCUCCUCAGUGCACCAGAGCAGCUAGAGCAGCCAUUCAAGAGAGCGAAGCCUGCAUCUCCAUAAUCACAGAUUCGCCGGCAUGGCCUCCAAGAUUUGACUUAUGGGCCAACGAGAUUCUCCUGCUAACACCGUUCAUGCCAUUUUUAAUUCUGCUCUGCAACAUAGUCGAGAGCUCUGACUCAUCAGAUCUAGAGCGCUUACAACGAUUAAUUGACGGUCUACGGUCGCUGGCACGAUCAUCUCGAUAUUCUAGCUGCAUGAGACAGCUUCGCAUAUUCAAGGCCCUCUAUGACGUCGUUGCGAACUAUGUCCAGGACAAAGCAGAAAGGUAUCCAGCCGACUUGAUUAGCGACGAUACUACGUACUUAAUAGAACAGGACUGGCUGGGUGCAGACUUUGAGCUCUGGGGAGCAUCUGAGGGAUACAUGGGAAGCUAG
Aspergillus versicolor CBS 583.65 is the source of this 1992-nucleotide messenger RNA. Its product is annotated as Zn(II)2Cys6 transcription factor. Bases 1 to 1992 code for a protein of 663 amino acids. NCBI's taxonomy places the organism in Eukaryota, Fungi, Ascomycota, Eurotiomycetes, Eurotiales, Aspergillaceae. Gene Ontology annotation, biological process: DNA-templated transcription; regulation of DNA-templated transcription. The record is from RefSeq and is a predicted model, not a curated record. The transcript is spliced from 7 exons. Gene Ontology annotation, molecular function: zinc ion binding; DNA binding; DNA-binding transcription factor activity, RNA polymerase II-specific.